AUGAUUCACUCGUGGUCGGGCAAAAAGCUUUAUCAAUCGCUGAGCAGGAAAAAAACGUUCGCGACAGAAACUAAACAAGAAAAAGACAAGUUGAAACGGGUGUUGACCAUUUUCGACUUGACCGCUUUGGGCAUUGGCGCCACUUUAGGGAGUGGCGUUUAUGUGUUGGCCGGAACAGUGGCCAAAUCUAUCGCUGGACCAGCGGUGGUAUUGUCUUUCAUCGUAGCGGCGAUCGUCUCUUCGUUUGCUGGAGUUUGUUACGCUGAAUUCGCCGGCCGAGUACCCAAAGCUGGAUCUGCGUAUAUUUACAGUUAUGUGGCCGUCGGAGAAUUCAUCGCUUUUAUUAUUGGUUGGAACAUGUUUAUCGAGCACACGAUAGGCACAGCAUCCGCUGCCAAAGCCAUGACAAAUUAUUUAGACUCUUUGCUCGGCGAUCCCCAAAAGAGGUACAUGAAAGCACAUUUUCCAAUGCACAUGCAGUUUAUGGGCGAAUAUCCGGACGUCGCGUCGUUUUUAUUCCUCAUGUUCAUUGCGUUGGUUAUGGCUUGGGGUGUUCGGAAGUCUUCAACUCUCAAUACAGUGUUUACUGCAUUUAACUUAAUGACGGUCGGUACAGUCAUCGUGAGUGGACUUUUUUUUGUUAAAAUUUCGAAUUGGAAUAUAUCGAAAAGCGAAAUCCCGCCCGGAGUGGACGGCGGCAAUGGUGGAUUCGCGCCAUUCGGUUGGAGUGGAAUUAUCGCUGGAGCGGCUCGAUGCUUUUACGGGUUCAUCGGAUUCGAAUCUAUUUCUACAACCGGUGAAGAAACAAAAAAUCCAAAGAAAACAAUUCCGCUGGCGAUCGUCCUGACGUUGGUGUUCGUCACGUCUGCGUACUCUAUCGUGGCGUCAGUGUUGACCCUGAUGUGGCCAUAUUACGAUCAGGAUCCGAACGCGCCGUUUCCAGUGAUCUACGAGAACCUGGGUUUACCCGUGAUCAAGUACAUGGUUACCUGCGGCGCGGUAUUCGCUCUAUUCACCUCUUUAUUAGGAUGUCUAUUUCCGAUACCGCGAAUCCUGUACGCCAUGUCCUGCGAUGGUCUAUUGUUCGAAUUCUUGUCGAUGGUCAACGAAAGGACCAAGACGCCAGUCAUAGCCACAAUGAUAUGCGGAGUCGGUGCAGGCAUAUUGUCGUCCAUAUUCAAUCUCGAACAGCUCGUCGACAUGACGUCUAUCGGCACCCUCAUAUCGUAUUUGAUAGUUUGUAUCUGCCUACUGGUGCUCAGGUACAGAGACACUAACACAGCAAUUCAAGAUAUAGACAGUAAUUCCGAUGAUUAUAAAAUGUUCAAAUGGUACAGUCUGUUUAACACAAAAGUCACGAACUUGGAUACUCAAUACAUUUCCAGAGUGUUGAUACUUAUAUACACUUUCAGUGCGUGUGUAUUUUGCAUUAGUAUGGUGAAUAUUGACUGUUACGAUGGAGCGUUUUAUUUCCCCUUAAUCAUUGUAAUAGCGGUAUCGAUCACAGUAUCAUUACUUUCCAUGCUAAUGUUACACAGACUUCCACAAGCAAUCGAAAACUUAGCGUUUAAGGUGCCACUUGUUCCUUUUAUACCGUGCGUGAGUAUAACUCUUAACUUAUACCUAAUGAUGGAGCUGAGCAUCAAGACUUGGAUAAGAUUCGGCGUGGGACUUAUAUUAGGAGUAUUCAUAUACGCUUUCUAUGGCAUUCAUCACAGUUUAGAGGGUAGCAAACAACGGGCGGUAAAAAAUGAAGAAAACAAAAACACGCCGAGAAUCUCUUCCUAA
Messenger RNA from Macrosiphum euphorbiae (potato aphid), 1788 nucleotides. The record is from the annotation of a GenBank genome assembly. NCBI's taxonomy places the organism in Eukaryota, Metazoa, Arthropoda, Insecta, Hemiptera, Aphididae.